UACUGGUCGUCAAACAAGCCAAAACGUGCUGCCUCUGUGCGCGAGAUCGCGGAACAAUGAGCUCCAUUUCCUGAUUUGAAUUAACUUUAUGAGUGAAAAAAACAAAAGCAAAGAAUCAAGAAUUCGUUUAAGUUACACAGAUCUUAUUCUCAUGAGAGUUGUUUCAAUCCCACUAUCAUGGCAUCAUACAGCAACGAAACUAACUUAUCUCCGGCCAAAGGUGAAGGUGAAGAUCCAGGAAGUAAAGGUUAUGUUUACGUAAUUGCUACUGCUGUGGUAUUAAUGGUUUUCAUGGUGAUUGUGGCGUUGGCUUUCAUGUAUCGAAAGUAUCGCAAGCGUUCAGGACCGCUAUGGAUCACGAAGUUUUACAUACAAGAUCCUUAUUCCUCGAUGACAAAUGACGACUCGAGUCCAAAAGACGAACAGUAUACAAUUGGGUUUUCAAACCCGAUAAUGGAGAAUGAAUCAGAUCUCCGUGAUAGUCAAGAUGGUGGUGUGAAAGUUCUAGGAUAUAAACCAUUAAAUACAGAAAAACAGUCUGGACAAAAAGUUGAUUACUUGGAACAAUAUAAGUUCCUGUUUCCAAGAGAAAAGCUCGUCUUUGGACCAGAAAUCGGUAUAGGAUGGUUUGGCAAGGUUUAUAAAGGAGAAGCAAUAAGGAUUAUACCUGGAUUGAGGAAGACCAAAGUCAUCAUUAAGAAACUAAAGGAUGACAGUACCUCUCAAUUAAGGACUCGUUUUGUUCAAGAAACAGAGAUGCUUAAAUCCUUGAACCACAAAAACGUGCUGGGUAUUAUUGGUAAAGCCACUGAACAAGAGCCCUAUAUUGUCGUGUUUGAGCACAGUCCUAUGGGAAAUCUAAAAGAUUUUUUGAUAUCUCAUAAACACGAUGGUGAAUCACUUAAAAACAAAGGCGUUCCUUUGAGAAUGGCGACUGAUAUCGCAGCGGGACUGCAGUACCUUCAUUCCAGUUGUAUGUACCACAGUGAUCUUGCGGCAAGAAACUGCGUUGUUGAUGCAGACUUAACUGUCAAAAUAGGCGAUUAUGGGAUUUCACGAAAUUUGUAUGAGAAUGACUAUUACAGAGACCCAAAUUCCACUGACGAUUCCGUACCGAUAAGAUGGCUUGAGCCCGAGAGUGUGUCCUACCUCAAGGACAGCGGACUCACCGUUGAGCCUCCCACAGCAACGAGUAACGUUUGGUCUUACGGUGUUACGGUAUGGGAGAUCAUAGAGUUUGGUCGACAACCAUACGAAGAAUUAUCCGAUGAAGAAGUUAUACAAAGUGUUAUAAUAGAUCAGCUAUAUCAGUUACCUGAACCAAAAGAACCUGGGAUCUUAGCCAAACAGAUGUAUGAAGCUAUGCGAUGGUGUUGGGUAGAAGCGUCAAAGCGACCGUCUAUCGAAGAUAUGAUGUCAUAUCUAACAGACUUCGAAGAAAACUAUUCUUUUUCCAAAACUAGAAUUGAUGAGCUUCCGCAAAACGAUUUGGCUGAACAAGUUUGCACAACAAAUCCCGCUAAUGUCAGUAAUACUCUUGAAAGUACUGAAGAACAUGAAUCCACAGACGUAACGACUGACUUACAAAUGAACCAGAGUGGUACUAAAGACAUUUCGGGUAAUUUUUCUAAAUCUGAUCCUUGUAAAACCAACAACCCAUUCAUUGAGGACGAAAAGACUGAUGAUAUCGAAAUAACAGAAAUAUGUGAUGAUGAUCCAGUGCCAAUUACAGUAAUAAACUUAUCAGGUCAAGAGGGACAGGAUGUGGUAAAUGCACCACAAGAUAAACAAGAAAUAAUAUUCAGUAAGUCAGAGGGUGAAUGUGGAUUGUUCGGGACCCCUCCUCCAGUUACGUAUAUUGGGGACCCUUCCGAUGGCCUCGCUGAGUACGAGAGAAGAAUAGCGGAUGGUACACAGGAGGUUAUUGACCCAGUUACGGCAGGAAAUGAAAUUGUUGAAGUCAAAUAUUCAAGGUCGGAGCCCAGUGUGAUCGUCGAGAAUUGUGCAAGUGGAUAUGUGUUGCUACCUGGAGAACGUCUUCGACGAAAGAGUUCGUUAAGAAGGGAAAACUCUCAGUCAAGGAGCCAGUCCGUCCAUUUUCCUGUCAAUAUUCUGGAUCUAAGGGUGGUCUAUCGUUAUUACAAAGAAGAGGAAGAAGAAGAGGAAGAAGAAGAGGAGGAACAAGAGGAGGAACAAGAAGAUGGACGGGUUUUAUCACAUUAUAUUUCCAAUGCUGACGUCGCCGAUAAACAUGGUAAUUCUCCAGACGCGGAUACCAAUUACCUUCUAAUCAGUGGGCAACCAGGGCAAGAUAACCUUAACAGUAGUACAUUAGAACGACCUAUAUCUCCAGUUGAAAAGAAGAUAAAAAAAGGAGCACGUAGAAAAAAACUCGACCAACAUUCAGAUGAGUGGGUCUUCUGUCUUGAUCAAGAAAAAGAUAAAAAUAUGUGACAGUAGAUAAAUCUGAAGAUAUUUUAUCACGCGAUAUGAGUGUGUUUAAGAGUCCUGUAAGUCGCGUUUUUUCGAAGGAAUCAUAUGAAGAAGUAGUGUUUAUCCUUCAUGCCUGCUCCCGUGCCAAAAUGAGGUGAAAGCUUAUAUAUAGUAUUUUUUAGAAAGGUAUCCAAAUGAAAUAUAUAUAUACAAAGAUAUAAGGGUUAUGUACAGAUUAUUAAUUAGACAUAAACGCAGUAUUUCUGUUGGGAGAAAUUAUAAGAAUAUAUUAUAAAAAAUUGUCAAAUUAUAUUUUAAUAAUGUUGCAUUGAAAAAAAAAAAAAGUAAUUACUGAA
Molecule: messenger RNA, 2789 nt
Organism: Actinia tenebrosa (Australian red waratah sea anemone)
Lineage: Eukaryota; Metazoa; Cnidaria; Anthozoa; Actiniaria; Actiniidae
Biological process (GO): cell surface receptor protein tyrosine kinase signaling pathway; protein phosphorylation
Cellular component (GO): membrane
Molecular function (GO): transmembrane receptor protein tyrosine kinase activity; ATP binding
Source: RefSeq, a predicted model, not a curated record